AGCCCAUUAAGAAAGUGAGUUCAAACGAAAAGUAAGAGAAAGGGAAAAAUGGCGCUGAAAGUCCUUUCAGCCCUAGACUCCGCAAAGACGCAAUUCUACCAUUUCAAGGCGAUCAUCGUCGCCGGAAUGGGGCUCUUCACCGACGCCUACGACCUCUUCUGCCUCCCUCCGAUCAUCAAGCUCCUCGGCCGCAUCUACUACCCCAACCGCGAGGUCCCCGCCGCGGUCAGCUCCGCCAUGGUAGCCGCCGCCCUCCUCGGCGCCGUCGCCGGAAACCUCGUCUUCGGCCACCUCGGUGACCGCAUCGGGCGGCGGCGCGUGUACGGCCUCUCCCUCCUGCUCAUGGUGCUCAGCUCCGUCUCGUGCGGAUUCUCCGCGUGCACGUCCCGGUCGUGCGUGCUGCUCACGCUGGGGAUCUUCCGCUUCGCGCUCGGCGUCGGCAUCGGCGGAGACUACCCGCUCUCCGCCACCAUUAUGUCGGAGUUCGCCAACCGCCGGACGCGCGGCGCCUUCAUCGCGGCGGUCUUCUCGAUGCAGGGCUUCGGGAUCCUGGUGAGCUCCACCGUCACCAUGGUGGUGUGUGCCGCGUUCGACAACGCGACGCGCGCCCCUCCCGACGGCGAGACGCCGCUGGCGGCGGACCUGGCCUGGAGGCUGAUACUCGUGUUCGCGGCGGUGCCGGCGGCGCUGACGUAUUACUGGCGGAUGAUGAUGCCGGAAACGGCCAGGUACACAGCAUUGGUGGAGAGAAACGUGGAGCAGGCGGUGAGGGACAUGCAGAGAGUCCUGGCCGUCUCACUCAGCCAAAUCGCCGAAGAAGAAGAAACCCUCUCUCCCAACACCGCCGCCCCUUCGCGGCCCAAACCCUACCCCCUCCUGUCCUGCGAGUUCCUCCGCCGCCACGGGCGCGACCUCUUCGCCUGCGCCGCCGCGUGGUUCCUGGUGGACGUGGUCUUCUACAGCAGCAACCUCUUCCAAUCGAAGAUCUACGGCCGCUACCUCCCCAAGGCCCCCAUGAACGCCUUUCAGGAAGCCUUCCACGUGGCCAAGCUCCAGGCCAUCAUCGCCGUCUCCUCCACCAUCCCCGGCUACUACGCCGCCGUCUACUUCAUCGACCGAGCGGGGCGGGUCAAGAUCCAGAUGAGCGGCUUCUUCUUCAUGGCGCUGGGCCUCCUCGCCAUCGGAAUCCCUUACCAGAAAUACUGGCGCAACACCACCAACAUGGGGUUCAUGAUCUUGUACAGCUUGACCUUCUUCUUCGCCAACUUCGGCCCCAACACCACCACCUUCAUAGUCCCGGCCGAGCUCUUUCCGGCGAGGUUCCGCUCGACGUGCCACGGUAUCUCCGGGGCCGCCGGGAAGGUUGGGGCGAUUGUGGGGUCGGUGGGGUUCCUGUGGGCUUCUUCCAGCGGUGGCGGGGAAGGGAUGACGGUGGCGCUGGUUAUCUUGGGUGGGGUUUGCGUGGCGGGGAUGGUGGUCACGUAUUUGUUCACACCGGAGACGAUGGGGAGAUCGUUGGAGGAGAACGAGAGUGAGGAUGAUAUCAAUAAUGCUCCUUGUAUUCCAUCACAAUCGUCUGCCAUUGCUAAUUCUAACUAGUAUAAGUGUUUCUUGUAUACAUGUUUGGAGAGAGAUACGGAUAUGUCCUAAUCCUCUUCCUCUUUUCAUGAGAAGAUAGUUGAGUGAUUUUGUGUACAUCUAUAUAUACGGAGUAAUAGAAAAAGAGGCCAAGACAGUCUAAGGAUAACUUGUGAA
Salvia miltiorrhiza (redroot sage) is the source of this 1755-nucleotide messenger RNA. Its product is annotated as probable inorganic phosphate transporter 1-9. The record is from RefSeq and is a predicted model, not a curated record. Gene Ontology annotation, biological process: transmembrane transport. Gene Ontology annotation, molecular function: transmembrane transporter activity. The coding region runs from base 49 to 1599 and encodes 516 amino acids. The transcript has 2 exons. NCBI's taxonomy places the organism in Eukaryota, Viridiplantae, Streptophyta, Magnoliopsida, Lamiales, Lamiaceae. Gene Ontology annotation, cellular component: membrane.